Molecule: messenger RNA, 1153 nt
Organism: Onychostoma macrolepis
Lineage: Eukaryota; Metazoa; Chordata; Actinopteri; Cypriniformes; Cyprinidae
Product: chemokine XC receptor 1-like
Exons: 1
Coding region: 1-876 (291 amino acids)
Biological process (GO): positive regulation of Rho protein signal transduction; phospholipase C-activating G protein-coupled receptor signaling pathway
Cellular component (GO): membrane
Molecular function (GO): G protein-coupled receptor activity
Source: RefSeq, a predicted model, not a curated record
AUGAAUAACUCUAUAGUGAACUUCACCACACCUGACACAUCUACAAAUACCACAAUGGAUUCAUUUGAUCUAAUCACCAGAAUGUGUGUGUCCAGCUUCAGUUUCUUGGUUGGUCUUCCUACACACUCUUAUGUUAUAUGGCUUAUUAUCAAAGGAACAGGUGGAGUUGCAUCAGAGUUCUUCAACCUCAAUUUCUCACUUUGUGAAAUUGGUAACUGUCUGAAAGGUUUAUUUGUUCUACUGUCAUUUUGGUUUUCAAGUCUCAAGACAUUGUCACAGAUUUUGCAAGGACUCUCCAUCACUGGGCGUCCUCUGUUUCAGUGUCUGAUGUGUGUUGAGCGUUACCUGGCAGUUGUUCAUCCUGUAACCUUUCUGAAGUACAAACCUCUCAGAUACAGAGUGAUCUGUUCUACUGCUGUCUGGAUAAUUACUUUUGGUUCCUGUUUAUUGUGCUUGUUAAUUUUACUGUCAUUUGCCAUAAGCAUCUAUAAUUGGUUCUUCUUGAUGCAGUUCCUACUUUUCUUCUCCAUCCAGUUGUUUUGUCUUGUGGCUGUUCUCAGAGCUCUGAAGCAGUCAGGACCAGGAGAGAGAGGCAGAGAGAGAGAGGAGGAAAACCCUAUGAAGAGAAAAGCGUUUUAUCUCAUACUAAUAACGACUGUUAGCAUGGCUAUCAUAUAUGUUCCAUAUACAGUGACAGGAUUCAUUGUGAUUUUAACAGAACGGCAUUUUCCAGUUCUUUGGUUUACUUCUGUGUUUUGUUAUGUUCUGGCUGGUUUUGUGCAGCCAGUUCUUUUUCUUGGCCAUGUUGGAAAACUGCCACUGUUCUCUAAGAAACUUGUUAAAGUUAGCAACUGUAAUGUAAAUAACAUUAAGUAACAAUUUACUCACUAUUUAUUUAUUUAGUUAGUCUGAUUCCAGAACAUGUUAGCGUGGAAUUUAUUCAUAUGCAAAUUAUGUAUUUUUCUAUCCUUGUUUAUCAGAUAUAGCUGAUAUGGUUAUUUGUUAUGUGGUUUGUUUUUUGAAUAAACUACUUCAUUAAUGACCAGCGUUACCAUUUUCCAGUUUAAGAGUUGUCUUAGAGAUUCUAUUGGACUUGUCUUUGCAUUUAUUGCAUUCAUGUUUAUACCACAAAUACAAUAUGUUGUCAUGCUUG